AUGAUUUUUAUAAAAGCAUUUUUUACCUGCUCAAAAAGAGGGGUUAAUUUCGUAAAAGUAGGUUUUUUUUUUUCAAAUAGCUCACUCAUGGAGAAUGAAAUUAGAAAAUUUUGCUUGUCACAUAAAUUUUAUAGAAACGCAUUGUUUAAUUGCACACCCAUUAAAAUCUUUACUCCCCCCCUCCGUGAGUGAACAAAACAUUUAGAAAAAUCGCUAUUUUUUGCCCAAAAACCCACCCUCCGUGAGUGAACAAAAAUUUUUUUAAUAGAAAAAUUUUUUAUGGAAAAAAUUUUUGAUAUAUAA
Molecule: messenger RNA, 303 nt
Organism: Blepharisma stoltei
Lineage: Eukaryota; Ciliophora; Heterotrichea; Heterotrichida; Blepharismidae
Source: the annotation of a GenBank genome assembly